CAGAACUCGCGGUCCGCGGGUCCUUCUAGUCGUAUAAACAUCCAAACAAGUACCCUCACAGGAAUAUUUUCUCGACAAAUCUUCCCAUUAAACCUUCAAACACGCAAAAUAUGAUUGGAGAAAAAAACAGAGGACUAGAAUUGAUAAAGAAAGGACAAGUUUAGUACUAAAUUUCAUCUAAACUUUCGUCGAACUUGUAUCAAAUAUCUUCACCGUAAAAUGUUGCAUGCUCAUCAUUUGGAAAUCGACGGCACAUUGAAACCUUUGUCCUGGGAACAGAUUGCUAUGCUAUAGAAUGGCUGACGUAGAAAGGAAGGAGAAAGUAUGGCGUCUCUAUCCAAACAAUUGGAAGGAGGAAAGCUGGCCCCUCGAGAACACCGUUAACAGGGCUGCUGUAGAGGUCGGAGAAACUCCCUCAUCUCAAGACCAUGAGAGUUCUCCUGAGCUCUUUGCUCUGUUGUGUGGUACUAGCAAGUAUUUCGCUUCCUUUUGGAAACGGACAGGAGAUUGAAAAGCAAACGGGACAAGCGCUUUGCCAUCAAGGAUGGAUACCGUUCAAAGGUUCUUGCUAUGUAACAUUUGUUGACGGUAAAAAUUGGUACGAUGCGGAAAGCAUGUGUCGAGAUUUAGGAGGAUAUCUAGUAAAGAUAGAGUCCAAAUCAGAAGAUGAAUUUGUUUCAAGAGAACUUGCGCUGCCAGAGAAUUUAGUAUGGAUUGGCCUUAUGCGAUCUGUGAUAAACGAUAGCUUUGUAUGGGUUGAUGGGUCCAUGGCAAAGUACACUAACUGGGGAGUUGGAGAACCCAUAGUGGCUGGAAUUGGAAAACACUGUGUGCAAAUGGAAUCAGAAGCAAUUUUCUUUUACUGGAAGACAGCAUCGUGUUUUAUGCGACAUCCUUACGUGUGCGAACGUGAGGCAAUAAUCUUUUACCCAACCACUGGAGAACCAACUACCAAAGAGGAAGUAACCACCAAAUUCGUGGAAGCCGUAGAAGCAGGCCCGACAUCAAAGAAAUCACUCACAACUGUUACACCCACUACGGAAUCUGUUGAUGUGGUGUUUCCAAAGAUCAAAACUACAAAGAAACCAGAUAACACUUCUACUAGACAAAGACCAGUUACUACUGCACAAUUAAAGACCACUGCUGCACAGGAGACCACUGUUGCUCCUGGAACCACUGUUGCAACAGAGACAACGGCUGCACCUGAGACCACUACGGCGCCAGAGACGACAAUGGCACUAGAAACCACUGUUGCACCAGAGGCAACUAUGGCACCUGAGACUACUGUUGUACCAGAUACAACUGUGGAACCUGAGACUUCAACAACACUGAAGCCAACGGAUGUCACAGAAAAGCCUGAAGCUUCCCCAGCAACACCAGCGGAAUAUAGUACUACUCCAAGUGUCCAACCAGAAUUAACAGAAGCACCACAAACCGAUUAUCCAACAACAGCGUCACCAGCAACUUCACCCUCAACUGUAGCACAAGAAAGAGAGACCACCAUGGCGCACGAGGCAACUGCUGCACCAGCGACCACAACUGCCCCUGAGACCACAGUCAUCACAGAGACCAGUGUGGCACCUGAGACCACUGCUGCCCCAGAAACCACUAUGGCCGCUGAGACGACAUCUGCACCAGAGACCACAUUGGCACCAGAAUCAACUGAGAAUGCUACUGCACCAGAGACCACUAUAGCACCUGAGACCACUAUGGCACCUGAAACCACUAUGGCGCCUGAGACCACUAUAGCGCCUGAGACCACUAUGGCACCUGAGACCACUAUUGCACCUGAGACCACUGCUGUACCAGGGACCAUGGUGCCGGAGACAACUGCUGCACCAGCGACCAUUAUUGCACCUGAAACCACUGCUGCACCAGAAACCACUAUGGCCCCUGGGACCACAGCUGCACCAGAGACUACUAUGGCACCUGAGACCACUGCUGCACCUGAGGCCACUGCUCCACCAGAGACAUCAAUGGCGCCUAAGACCACUGCUGCACCAGAGACAACUAUGGCGCCUGAAAGCACUUUGGCACCAGAGACCACAGCUGCACCAGAGAAAACUAUGGUACCUGAGACCACUGCUGCACCGGAAACCACCAUGGCGCCUGAGACAACUGCUGCACCAGAGACCACAAUGGCACCUGAGACAACUAUGGCACCUGAGGCCACUGUUGCACCUGAGACCACUGCUGCACUAGAAACCACUAUGGCGCCUGAGACAACAGCUGCCCGAGAGACCACUGUGGCACCAGAGACCACUUUGGCACCUAAGACAACAGCUACCCCAGAGACCACUUUGGCAUCAGAGACCACCGCUUCCCCAGAGACCACUGCUGCACCAGCGACCACUAUGGCACCAGAGACCACAGAAGCAAUAGAAACGACUAUGGCGACUGAGACAACAGCUGCCCAAGAGACCACUGUGGCAACAGAGAUCACUGAUGCACCAGCUGCCACUAUGGCACCUCAGACUACAGCUGCCCCAGAGACCAGUAUGGCACCUGAGACCACAGCUGCCCCAGAAACCACUGCUGCACCAGAGACCACUUUGUUGCCUGAGACCACUAGUGCACCAGCGACCACUAUGCCACCUGAGCAAACAGCUGCACCAGAGACCACUGUGGCACCAGAGACCACUGAUGCACCAGCGACCACUUUGGCAUCUGAGACCACUGAUGCACCAGCUAUCACUAUGGCAGCUGAGACCACAGCUGCCCCAGAGACUACUGUGGCACCAGAGACCACUGCUGCACCUGAGACGACAGCUGUCCCAGAGACCACUAUGGCAUUUGAGACCACUAUGGCGCCUGAGGCCACUGUGGUGCCUAAACCAACAGUUACCCCAUCAACCACAAUCUCUCCAAAGACAGAAACUUCCAUAACGGAAGCAACUAAGCCACCGGUGGAUCAGCUUAAGACAAAGCAGCCAACAACAAUAUCGGGAGAAACGACUAUUGUCCCUGAAACAACAAUACCAGAGAGCACUGCUGCACCAGUGGAUACCACUAUUACCCCUGAGAUCACUAUGGCACCAAAGACCACUAUUGCACGAGAGACCACUGUGGCACCUGAGACCACUAUGGCACCUGAAACUACUGCUGCACCAGAGACAACUAUGGCGGCUGAGACCACUAUGGCACCUGAAACUACUGCUGCACAAGAGACAACUGUGGCGGCUGAGACCACUAUGGCACCUGAGACCACUGUUGUUCCAGAGGCCACAAUGGCCCCUGAAGCCACUGCUGCACCAGAGACCACUAUGGCGCCUGAAACCACUUUGGCAGCUGAGACAACAGCUGCAACAGUUACCAUUGCUGAGCCAAAAACCACUAUGGCACCAGAGACAACUAUUGUGCCUGAGACCACUGCCGCACUAGAAACCACUAUGGCGCCUGAGACCACAGCUGCCCCAGAGACCACUGUGGCACCAGAGACCACUGAUGAACCAGCGACCACCAUGGCAGCUGAGACCACAGCUGCCCCAGAGACCAGUGUGGCACCUGAGACCACAGCUGCCCCAGAGACCAGUGGUGCACCAGAGACCACUAUGUUGCCUGAGACCACUAGUGCGCCAGCAACCACUAUGGCACCUGAGCCAACAGCUGCACCAGAGACUACUGUGGCACCAGAGACCACUGAUGCACCAGCGACCACUGCUGCACGUGAGACGACAGCUGCCCCAGAGACCACUAUGGCAUCUGAGACCACUAUGGCACCUGAGCCAACAGCUGCACCAGAGACCACUGUGGCACCAGAGACCACUGAUGCACCAGCUAUCACUAUGGCACCAGAGACCACAGAUGCAAUAGAAACCACUAUGGCGACUGAGACAACAGCUGCCCAAGAAACCACUGUGGCACCAGAGAUCACUGAUGCACCAGCUGCCACUAUGGCACCUCAGACUACAGCUGCCCCAGAGACCAGUAUGGCACCUGAGACCACAGCUGCCCCAGAAACCACUGCUGCACCAGAGACCACUUUGUUGCCUGAGACCACUAGUGCACCAGCGACCACUAUGGCACCUGAGCCAACAGCUGCACCAGAGACUACUGUGGCACCAGAGACCACUGAUGCACCAGCGACCACUGCUGCACGUGAGACGACAGCUGCCCCAGAGACCACUAUGGCAUCUGAGACUACUAUGGCACCUGAGCCAACAGCUGCACCAGAGACCACUGUGGCACCAGAGACCACUGAUGCACCAGCUAUCACUAUGGCACCAGAGACCACAGAUGCAAUAGAAACCACUAUGGCGACUGAGACAACAGCUGCCCAAGAAACCACUGUGGCACCAGAGAUCACUGAUGCACCAGCUGCCACUAUCGCACCUCAGACUACAGCUGCCCCAGAGACCACUAUGGCAUCUGAGACCACUAUGGCACCUGAGCCAACAGCUGCACCAGAGACUACUGUGGCACCAGAGACCACUGAUGCACCAGCGACCACUGCUGCACGUGAGACGACAGCUGCCCCAGAGACCACUAUGGCAUCUGAGACCACUAUGGCACCUGAGCCAACAGCUGCACCAGAGACCACUGUGGCACCAGAGACCACUGAUGCACAAGCGACAACUUUGGCACCUGAGACAACAGCUCGCCCAGAGACCACUGUGGCACCAGAGACCACUGAUGCACCAGCUAUCACUAUGGCAGCUGAGACCACUGAUGCACCAGCUAUCACUAUGGCAGCUGAGACCACAGCUGCCCCAGAGACUACUGUGGCACCAGAGACCACUGCUGCACCUGAGACGACAGCUGCCCCAGAGACCACUAUGGCAUCUGAGACCACUAUGGCGCCUGAGGCCACUGUGGUGCCUAAACCAACGGUUACCCCAUCAACCACAAUCUCUCCAAAGACAGAAACUUCCAUAACGGAAGCAACUAAGCCACCGGUGGAUCAGCUUAAGACAAAGCAGCCAACAACGAUAUUGGGAGAAACGACUAUUGUCCCUGAAACAACAAUACCAGAGAGCACUUCUGCACCAGUGGAGACCACUAUAACCCCUGAGAUCACUAUGGUACCAAAGACCACUAUUGCACGAGAGACCACUGUGGCACCUGAGACCACUAUGGCACCUGAAACUACUGCUGCACCAGAGACAACUAUGGCGGCUGAGACCACUCUGGCACCUGAAACUACUGCUGCACCAGAGACAACUAUGGCGGCUGAGACCACUAUGGCACCUGAGACCACUGCUGUUCCAGAGGCCACAAUGGCCCCUGAAGCCACUGCUGCACCAGAGACCACUAUGGCGACUGAAACCACUUUGGCAGCUGAGACCACAGCUGCAACAGUGACCACUACUACACUAGAGACCACUGCUGCACUAGAAACCACUAUGGCACCUGAGACAACAGCUGCCGCAGAGACCACUGAUGAACCAGCAACCACUAUGGCACCUGAGACCACAGCUGCCCCAGAGACCAGUCUGGCACCUGAGACCACAGCUGCCCCAGAGACCAGUGCUGCACCAGAGACCACUAUGGUGCCUGAGACCACGAGUGCACCGUCGACCACAAUGGCACCUGAGACCACAGCUGCCCCAGUGACCACUAUGGCACCGGAGACCACAGCUGUCCCAGCGACCAUUGCUGCACUAGAGACCACUGCUACACUAGAAACCACUAUGGCCCCUGAGACAACAGCUUCCUCAGAGACCACUGUGGCACCAGAGACCACUGAUGCACCAGCUACCACUUUGGCACCUGAGACAACAGCUGCCCCAGAGACCACUUGGGCACCAGAGACCACUUCUGCACCAGAGACCACUGUGGCACCUGAGAUCACUGCUGCAACUGAGACCACUGCUGCACCUGAUAUUACUGUGGCACCCAAAACCACUGCUGCACCCGUUACCACUCUUGCACCUGAGACCACUGCUGCACCUGAUGCCACUGUGGCACCUGAGACCAAAAUGGCACCUGAAACCACUGUGGCAUCAGAGAGCACGUCUGCACCUGAUACCACUGUGGAACCUGAGAGCACUCUAGCAGCUGAGACAACUGCUGUACCUGAGACUACUCUAACACCUGGAACCACUGUGGCACAAGAGACCACUGCUGCACCUGAGACCACUGCUGCACCUGAGACCACUGUGGCACCUGAGACCACUGUGGCACCUGAGACCACUGUGGUACCUGAGACCACUGUGGCGCUUGAGACCACAAUGGCACCUGAAACCACUGUGGCACCAGAGACUACUGCUGCACUUGAGACCACUGUGGCACCUGAGACCACUGCUUCAGCUGAGACCACUGUGGCACCUGAGACCACUGCUGCACCUAAUACCACUUUGGUACCUGAUACCACUUUGGCACCUGAGACCACUGUCGCACCUGAGAGCACUGCUGCACCUGAGACCACUGUGGUACCUGAGACCACUGAUGCACCAGCUGCCACUAUGGCACCUCAGACUACAGCUGCCCCAGAGACCAGUAUGGCACCUGAGACCACAGCUGCCCCAGAAACCACUGCUGCACCAGAGACCACUUUGUUGCCUGAGACCACUAGUGCACCAGCGACCACUAUGCCACCUGAGCCAACAGCUGCACCAGAGACCACUGUGGCACCAGAGACCACUGAUGCACCAGCGACCACUUUGGCAUCUGAGACCACUGAUGCACCUGAGACCACAGCUGCCCCAGAGACCACUAUGGCACCUGAGACCACUGCUGCACCUGAGACCACUGUUGCACCUGAGACCGCUGCUUCAGCUGAGACCACUGUGGCACCUGAGACCACUGCUGCACCUGAUACCACUUUGGUACCUGAUACCACUGUGGCAGCAGAGACCACUGCCGCAGCUGAGACCACUGUAGCAGCUGAGACCACUGUAGCAGCUGAGACCACAGCUGCACCUGAGACCACUGUGGCA
Messenger RNA from Nematostella vectensis (starlet sea anemone), 6878 nucleotides. RefSeq names its product mucin-2. The annotation marks the transcript as partial. The transcript is spliced from 9 exons. Lineage: Eukaryota; Metazoa; Cnidaria; Anthozoa; Actiniaria; Edwardsiidae. Gene Ontology annotation, biological process: integrin-mediated signaling pathway; protein localization to plasma membrane. The record is from RefSeq and is a predicted model, not a curated record. Gene Ontology annotation, cellular component: plasma membrane.